AUGGCUACCCCCAGUGUUCUCGCUUUUGACGCUGAGGGUCGGGCCAUUGACUUUGAGGUCUGGGUAGAUGACCUGCAGCUUUUCCUCCAGUGCGAUAGGGCAAACGGUCUCUCCCUCUUUGACCUCACCUUUGGCGCCUCCCCUGCCCCUGCUGCUGACGCUGACGCCACUGUUCGCUCCCAGUGGGCCACGCGCGAUGCUGCUGCACGUCUUGCUGUGCGUCGCCACCUGCCUACCUCCGAGCGCGCACACUUUAGUCAGUACAAGAGUGCUCAGACCUUGUACGACGCUGUAGUUGCGCGCUACUCCUCCUCUGCCACUGCUGCACUGAGCCGUCUCAUGCUACCGUACCUCUUCCCUGACCUUGCUGCCUUUCCCACAGUCGCUGACCUCAUUACGCACCUCCACACUAGUGACACUCGCUACCGCGCUGCGCUUCCUGCUGAAUCUGCGCCAAGAACCCCCCCCCCCGUGUACAUCAUUCUCUACUACUUAGUCACUCGCCUCCCUGACUCCCUUCGCGUAGUCAGGGACCACUUCCUCUCACUCUGUCCCACCACUCUCACUGUUGACCUCCUCGAGAAGUCCCUCCUAGCGGCCGAGAAGAGCAUAGUCGCUGUAGGGGCCUCUCGUGGUGACCCGCGCACCCCCAUCUUUGAGGGGUGUUCCCCCUCCCCCCUACUGCCCUCUGUUGCCUCUGCUGCUCCGGCCGACCUCCUUGGUCUUGAGUCGGUCGGUGCUGCGUCUGCCCCUAGCGGGAGACGCCGCUCUGGCAAGGGCAAGGGGGGCAGGGGCACUGGAGGGGCGAGCGGGGGCGGUGGAGGUGGAGGUGGAGGUGGAGGCGGCGGGGGGAGUGGGGGUGGAGGUGGGAGUGGUGGUGGGGGUGGAGGUGUCGGUGGCGGCAGUGGAGGCGGAGGCGGCGGCGGCGGUGGCAGUGGGAGCGGAGGUGGCGGAGGUGGCGGUGGGAGCGGAGGUGGCGGAGGUGGCGGCGGUGGAGGAGGCGGCGGAGGCGGCGGUAGUAGCGGAGGUGGCGGAGGCGGCGGGGGUGGCGGUGGAGCUGGUCGCGAGUCUACGCAGAGGAGUGGCUCCGGUGGUGGUCCGCGCCAGCAGCAGCAGCGCGGUUGUGAGACCCUGUCCCCUCAGCAGCUCCGUGAGUGGUACACUGCACGCCAGCGGGGUGGGGGUUUUGGUCCGUGCACCUACGUCCUGCGCACCGGCGACCGUGCGAGUACUGGUGAGGCGGCUGCCCUCGGUGCUUGCGACGCUGCUACUCUAGGUGCUAGUGCGUCUGCGUCCUCAGGUACUGGUGAGUCUGCGCUCUCAGGUACUACGUCGGCCUCGGCCUCCCUCACCUUCACACUUGACUCAGGGGCUUCUCGCUCCUUCUUUUGGGACCGCACCACACUCACGCCGCUUAGUCGGCCGGUUGCGGUGUCUCUGGCUGACCCCUCUGGUGGUCUUGUCCUGUCUCACUUCUCCACGGUCCUCCCGUGUCCGGCGGCUCCCUCUGGCACCCUGUCUGGUUCUUACCUCCCCUCGUUCUUUACGAACCUGGUGAGUGGUGCUGACCUACAGGAUGGGGGAGUACACCAGUUCACUCCUGCGCGUCAGCGGGUGACCCACUGCACAGAGGCUAGCACAGGCCGACACCUGGCUACGUUUACCCGUCGGCCGGGGUCGAGCCUGUACACACUGACCACUGCGUCUCCUCCAGCUGUUGAGUCUGGUAGGGUCACUACGUCGGGUCAGGUGUUUGCUGCAGUGUCCAGGUCUGGUCCUGAGUCUGCCCCCUGUUCGUGUCGUCUCCUGUAUCACGAGACUCUCCUCUUGCACCACCGCCUUGGUCACCCCUCUCUGCUUCGGCUCAGAGGCAUGGCCUCCCGUCUUCUUGUUUCUGGUCUCCCUUGGUCCCUCCCUCCCCUUCCUCAGGGCCUUGGCCCUACCUGUGUCCCCUGUGUCGAGGGGCGCCAGCGGGCUGCCCCUCACUCCUCCCAGUUUCCUCCGACAGAGGCCCCGUUGCAGACGCUUCACAUGGACGUGUGGGGCCCAACCCGCGUCCGUGGACAGUGUCACGAGCGCUACUUCCUGCUCGUUGUCAACGACUACUCGCGUUACACCGCAGUCUUCCCCUUGCGCAGCAAGGGUGAUGUCACUGAGGUGCUGAUCGACUGGAUCCGCGCAGCUCGUCUCCAGCUCACGCAGAGCUUUGGCUCCGACUUUCCUGUUCUGCGUCUGCACUCGGACAGAGGCGGAGAGUUUUUGUCUGGCCUUCUGAGAGCCUACUGUCGCGCACGAGGAAUCCGUCAGACCUUCACGCUUCCGGACUCCCCGCAGUAA
This is a messenger RNA of Closterium sp. NIES-65, 2337 nucleotides long. The record is from the annotation of a GenBank genome assembly. Lineage: Eukaryota; Viridiplantae; Streptophyta; Zygnematophyceae; Desmidiales; Closteriaceae.